This is a messenger RNA of Drosophila subobscura, 2379 nucleotides long. Its product is annotated as protein mab-21-like. The coding region runs from base 466 to 1572 and encodes 368 amino acids. The record is from RefSeq and is a predicted model, not a curated record. NCBI's taxonomy places the organism in Eukaryota, Metazoa, Arthropoda, Insecta, Diptera, Drosophilidae. The transcript has 5 exons.
CGCUUCCAUCGCAGCCAACGCUCUGUGGCAUGGCAGGCCAUUCGAUACGAAAACGACUCGCUCAACGCAUCCGCAUGCGGAUGGAUGGCUAAUACGAAUUCGCUUGGAACGAAACACACACGAAUACACACACUGCCACUGUCCACAUGCAGAUGCCGUAGAUACCAGAUACCAGAUACCAGACACAAGUGCUGCCGCAGAUACCGAGAUAAACGUGCGCGUGUAGAGCCGCUCUGCAGAAUAGCAACAGCAGCAAGCAGCUCCAGCUCCAGCCAGCAGCUCCAGCUCCAGCUCCAGCAACGAUCCUGAUCCGGCCGAAACUCCUCCCGUAUUUCGCAUAAUUGGCUAAAAGUCACUUGCCGACCGCUUUGCCGCUUCGCCGCUUUGUAGUUAGCCGCCAGACGGAGCGACGCCACAGAGCCAGAGCCCAGAGGAUAGGGAAGAGACAGCAGAAGGCUUACCAGCAUGCUGGUGCCGCCGGAUAUGCUGGCCGCCCAGACGCGCAUGAUCUACCAGAUGAAUCGCUACUGUGCCGAGCGUGUCCAGGGUCGCAUGUUCAAGACAGCGACAGCCAUACGGGAGAUCUGCAAGAUCAUCCAGGACAUACUCAAGGAGGUGGAGCUGCAGGAGCCGCGCUUCAUCUCGAGCCUCGUCGAGUGCAAUGGCAGGUUCGAGGGCGUUGAGGUCAUCUCACCGAAUGAGUUCGAGAUUGUGCUGUACCUCAACCAGAUGGGCGUCUUCAACUUCGUGGACGACGGCACCCUGCCCGGCUGUGCGGUGCUCAAGCUGAGCGACGGCCGCAAGCGCUCCAUGUCCCUGUGGGUGGAGUUCAUCACGGCCUCGGGGUAUCUGUCGUCGCGGAAGAUCCGCUCCCGCUUCCAGACGCUGGUGGCGCAGGCGUGCGAGAAGAGCAUGUACCGCGACAUGGUGAAGAUCAUGGGCGACAGCGGCGAGGUGAAGCUGCGCAUCCGGGAGCGCUAUGUGGUGCAGAUAACGCCGGCGUUCAAGUGCUCCGGCAUCUGGCCGCGGUCGGCGGCCCACUGGCCCAUGCCGCACAUCCCCUGGCCGCACCCGAAUAUCGUGGCCGAGGUCAAGACGGAGGGCUUCGAUCUGCUCUCCAAGGACAGCGCCGCCAUGCAGAACAAGAACAACAAUGCGGCCAGCAUGGAGGGCGAUGCCUGGGUGCUGAGCUUCCACGAGGCCGAGAAUCGCCUGCUGCAGGGUGGCUGCCGCCGUCGCUGCCUGAGCAUAUUGAAGACGCUGCGUGACCGGCACCUGGAGCUGCCCGGCAGCCCGAUCAGCGCCUAUCACCUGAAGAAUCUGCUGCUGUACGAGUGCGAGAAGCAUCCGCGGGACUACGAGUGGGACGAGAGCUGCAUCGCGGAUCGCAUCAACGGCAUCUUCCUGCAGCUCAUCUCCUGCCUGCAGUACCGUCGCUGUCCCCACUACUUCCUGCCCAGCCUGGACAUGUUCAAGGGCAAGUCGCCCAGCGCCCUCGAGCAGGCGGCCAAGCAGGUCUGGCGCUUGACCAGAGAGAUGCUGACCAAUGCGAAUGCCUUCGACAAGUUGUAGAUGUUUGUGCGAGAGUGUGCGAGUGUGUGCGAGUGUGUGCGAGUGUGUGUGUGGGGGGGUACUCGAUAAAGGUGCUAAAUUUUCAUUGUCGCUGCGAUUGUUGAGUGCUGCGAGAUAAGACCCAGUGGAGAGCGAGAGAGAGAGAGGCUGCCUGCUGCCGUCUCCCUCCCUCCAUGCCAUUCGCGGCUGCCAUUUUGUAUCUGUGCCAUGAGCUGAAGCUGUAUCUCUGUGUCUGUCUGUGUCUGCCUGUGUCCGUCUGUGUGUUUGUGUGCGUCAAAGGCAAAGUGUUAAUGCAAAGAUGCGAGAUAAGUCCACUCCCCAUUCGACUCCUCGGCAGUGGCCCUGCCAGCGGCUUAGCCCUGCGAAUAUUGUUUUUAAUAACUCGGAGCAUCCUUUGUUGCCGUCUGUCUGCCCCUGCGAACAAUGAGCCUCUGGGCUGGCAAAAGGGAACAUUUGGCCAGGCGGCGGCUCCUUUUACAGCAAAAUUCAGCAGCAGGGCUGGGCAGGGCAGCACUCAACGAUUGUUUCUGUAGUAUUUGCCGAUCCUAGAUCAAAGCAAUGCACAAAUAGCACACACAAACCGAAGAGAAGAGCAGAGAAGAGCAGAGAAAGGAGAGUGAGUUCCGUGCCAUUGAUCGCUGCAAGUUCAACUCCAAAUGUUUUCCUUGCCAUGUUCGUGUCUCUAUAAACAAUACAAUACACAACACGUGUGGGCAUUAUCCACAGUUUAAUAUGCAUAAAUACUCGUAAAUAAUUGUGGGAAAUAAUGCUUGAAUAAAUUCGAGAAUAGCCAGAAGCCAGUUACAC